UUAUUUGGAUAUGAAUAUGAUCCUGUAACUUUGAAAAAGAUUAAUGGAAUAGGAUGGCAUAUGGUUAAUCGGGUCACUUGUAGCGCUGAUAGUAUUUCAAGACUCACUAAUCCUCAAAUUCAAUAUAUUAUAGAUUAUGUGACUUCGAAAACCGUUAACAAUGUUAACGAUCAGGAGUCGAAAUCAACAGAAACCGAG
Diversispora eburnea is the source of this 198-nucleotide messenger RNA. Lineage: Eukaryota; Fungi; Glomeromycota; Glomeromycetes; Diversisporales; Diversisporaceae. The record is from the annotation of a GenBank genome assembly.